Ctenocephalides felis (cat flea) is the source of this 969-nucleotide messenger RNA. RefSeq names its product zinc finger protein 239-like. Bases 40 to 966 code for a protein of 308 amino acids. Gene Ontology annotation, cellular component: nucleus. The transcript has a single exon. The record is from RefSeq and is a predicted model, not a curated record. Lineage: Eukaryota; Metazoa; Arthropoda; Insecta; Siphonaptera; Pulicidae. Gene Ontology annotation, molecular function: RNA polymerase II transcription regulatory region sequence-specific DNA binding; DNA-binding transcription factor activity, RNA polymerase II-specific. Gene Ontology annotation, biological process: regulation of transcription by RNA polymerase II.
UAUACUAAUUAGACGGGAGUAAGUGAAAAUAUUUAAAAAAUGUCAGACGAAACAAUUAUGUCUAUGAAUGCUGAGGCAAUUAAAAUGGAACCACCAGAAUCUUCAGUAGAAGACAUUAAAAGCGAAAUUGAGGUUGAAUGUGAUGUUCCUGAUGCUAUAGUUAACCCAAAAUCGACUUCUGAGGAAGAUAAAACGUGUUUAGAAAGAUUCAUGAAAUCCGAUGUGACGAUAGAAGAAGAAGUCAAGCAGGAUACAAUCGAGGAAUUUGUAUAUGAAUGUGGCAUUUGUAAUCAAUCAUUUCCAGAAUCACAUCUUUUAAAAGAGCAUAUGCUCGAUCACAUGCCCAGUCAUAGCAAAGAACGCCCUUUCAAAUGCGAAGUCUGUGGUAAGACUUUCUCACUAUCAAAAGGCUUAAAAGCACACAUGAUUUCACAUUCUGAAGAACGUCCCUUCGAAUGUGGUUUAUGCAAUCUGACAUUCUCCCGUCCAAGCAGUCUGAAAAGACACAUGCUGAGACACAACGGAGUACGCCCUUAUAAAUGCUAUGUUUGUGACAAGACAUUUACUCAAUCAAGCGAUCUGAAAAGUCACAUGCUGAUUCACAAUGGAGUACGCCCCUAUGAAUGCGAUAUAUGCAAGAAGGCCUUCACACAAUUAUGUAAUAUGAAAAAACACAUGAUGAUUCACAGCGGUGUGCGCCCCUACGAAUGCGACGUAUGCAAACGCUCAUUCACAGAAUUAGGGAGUCUGAAAAGUCAUAUGUUGCUGCACACUGGAGUACGCCCUCAUCAAUGCAAUAUAUGCAAUAGGGCGUUCACACAAUCCUGUAGUCUGAAAAAACAUAUGCUGGUUCAUAGCGGAGAGCUUCCUUAUAGAUGUGAAAUUUGCAAUAAGGGAUUUACUCAAUCGAACAAUUUGACUAGACACAGGGCAGUUCAUAGCCAGAAGCGUGGUGAAAGUCAAUGAAGU